Messenger RNA from Effrenium voratum, 858 nucleotides. The record is from the annotation of a GenBank genome assembly. NCBI's taxonomy places the organism in Eukaryota, Dinophyceae, Suessiales, Symbiodiniaceae.
AGGAGGGAUGUUCUGAUCUCGCUCCGGCAAACGCGCCAGCCAUGAGCGUUGUUUCAGCUCCGCGGCAGUCUGCGCCAUCUCCAUUUUCAGUGGAUGGUUCUGCAGUUGCACCAUGGAAUUCGAGUGCCAUCGGGAGGUGCUGGAGGGCGGCCUCUUGGGCACUGAGCUCUGCCAUGAGGGUCGACAUGGCCACCGUGUGCCCUGGAGGCAAUACGCGUGCUUGGCCACCUGGUUUAUGCUGCUGCUGGUGCAGUACUGCGUUGUGCGCUUGGUGUGCCAGCUGGGAGUUCCCAGAGACUGCCACCCAGACAGCAGCCUGUUGGAGGUGAUGCACGACUUCCAGGUGAUGUUCAUAAUGGGCUUCCUUCUGGCGGUCCUCACCGGGGUGCAUCUGCCCUCACGGUUCGAGUACCUCUUCCGCUUCAGCCGGCCCCGGCCCCGCGGCCUGGCCUUCCUAGCAGUGAUGACCCUCAGCGGCCCCGGUUGGGGUGCCUUGGACCUUGUGCCGGCACUCACCACGAUCUCCUUGACCACUGCCUUCUUCAGGGAGAGCUGGGUGAACGUGAUGAUCGGUGUGGGCAUCGCCAGCUGUGCUUUCGCCUUUCUGCUCUGGCACUUCGUGUGCGCCUACCGACACAACCCCCUCUCAGGUUUCUUGGCCUACAGCGUCUCCCGGCUCUCGAUUUGGAUCUUCUAUGCCUCGUAUCUCUAUGUGGCGUCGCAGACGGCAGGGGUCUACAUUCAUUUGCACCACUACAUCAUCGGUUUCCUGGUGGCGCUGCUGGCGGAGUUCAACCAUCCGAUCUCUCUGGUUCUGCUCGCUGCAGGAACGGGCGUCUUUGUGCAGGGCAUAUCUGC